Molecule: messenger RNA, 4694 nt
Organism: Clarias gariepinus (North African catfish)
Lineage: Eukaryota; Metazoa; Chordata; Actinopteri; Siluriformes; Clariidae
Gene: tnxba
Product: tenascin XBa
Exons: 15
Coding region: 213-4361 (1382 amino acids)
Molecular function (GO): protein binding
Source: RefSeq, a predicted model, not a curated record
AGUGAGUCUACUGGAGAGUCUCAAAGCAGAUGGAGGAAGCCAAACAAUAGCAGCUCCAAACAGCAUUUCAAGACCAAGCCCAAAUAAUACAUAUGAUUUUGACAGAAAUAUCUAAACUAGUACCAAGAGUUAAUUCUUCUAAAACUGAACUAUCAGAGUAGAUUACCAACAUCCACCCAAAGCAGUGGCUGUUUCCCUGACGUCCAGUCAUUAUGCUCCUCUUCCUGGCUUUCCUCUUCUUACUAACCCCUUUCCCGACUUUUCAAGCCUCAGUAGGUGAAAGGAAAAAUUCCACUAAAAUAGCACCUCAUACUAUCACUACGCUGCUGAACACCAAACAAAAAACUCCAACUGUUUCUCCUGCCUCAAAAUCCAGUAAUGUUAGUCAGACCCUGUUCUCUACACCAAUGCCUCCUGAAACUCCUAGCAUUAAGAAAACCAAAGACAAGCCUUCCUCAAGUCCGCCCAUCAAAGUUGUCAUCACUGAAGGCUGCGUUCAGACGGAGCCUCAGAAAGAUAAGGUUGAUGCCAGUAAACCGCAGGAAACAGAGCUGAGCCUGAAGCCAGGAUCUCCUUUGGUGAUGACGCACCACAUCAGCCUAGUGCCAGGCUCUUGUACUGGGGGCUGUGAGGCUGAGAUGACUGCACUAAAGGACAGAGUAGCGAUCUUGGAAAAGGAAAUGUCAGCUUUAAAGAAAAAAUGCACCAACUGCUCUGGAUCACACUGCCCAAAUAACUGCAACAAAAAUGGAAAAUGUGUCAGUGGAAAGUGUGUGUGUCAGGCUGAUUUCACUGGUGUCGACUGCAGCAGAGUUGCUAACAAGGAAAAGGUGUCAUCUGAAGGUACUGCAAAGCAAGAAACAUCAACCCAGGAACAAUCAAAGACAAACACUACAAUAGGCACUAAAAAGGUCAGUGAGGAAAGUCAUCCAAAUCAAGCAAGAGGUUCAGUAACAGUCCAAAGAAUUUACCUGCACAAAGAUUUGCCUCUGAAUCAUAAUGUUACUCAAAGCACUGAGAAACAAUCUAACGGAACGUUAAAAGGUUUAAUCAAAUUGACAAAAGGCACAGAGUCUGUUAAAACAAGUUCAGAAAAAGGGAAGAUGUCUUUGUCUGAUGUAACCUCUACUGAAAAUGACAAAAAUUCAUCCCCAGACAGCAUUAUUCCCAAAGGUGGAGCAUCUGUGGUGAAAAAGGGAGAAAAGCAUAUAAAUGCAACAGAAAAGUUAAAAGGCAAAAAAGAUAUUAAUGAUAGUUCAGCUGGAUCGGCUGAAGGAUCAGCUGAAAAGAAAUCAGGUGGAAAGAAUUUAAACAUUACUACUUCCACUGAAAAGGAGAAGAAACCAGGUCCAGACAGUGUUAAGGAAGGAUCAGAUGUGAAAAAACUGGUGGAAAUACAGAUUCAUGGUACUUCUAUUGAAAAAGACAAAAAGCCAAGCCAGGGCAAUGUCACAAAACCUAAAGAAGGAUCAUCUGAUAAGAAACAAGUAGAACAACAGUCUGUUUCUCCUGCCAUUAAAAAAGAAGGAAGGUUAAGGCAAAGUAACAACCUACCUAAGGAGGGAUCAUUAGAAAAGAGAAAAGUAGUCACUGGUGCUGACAAAAAGUUAGUACCAGAUGAUGGGACAAAAGCUAAACAAAAAGCAACAUCAGGAAGCAAGAAAGGGGAAACACAUGUAAAUGUGACAGAUUCCACCAUCAAGGAGAAGAGGCUAAACCAGGGCAAUGUCACACCUCUUAAAGAAGCAUCGGUCGAAAAGACAAAAGUGGACAAGCGUCAAAAUAUAACUAACUCUACUGAAAAAGACAGGAAGAAUCAAAGCAGUGUCUCACCGCUUAAAGAAAAAAUAUCUGACAUGAGAAAUAUUACAAAUUCCAGUGAGAAAAGGAAGAAGUUAUCAGGGAAUGAGACAAAAGUUCUUAAGGAUACACUAGGAAGGAAAACAGCACAGAGACAUGUAAAUAUAACUUUGUCCUAUGUAAAGGACAAUAAGCAACACCGAGGCAAUGUUACGCAUUCUAAAGAGGAAUUGCCUAGAACGCCAAAGUUGUUAGACAAGACAACAACAUCCACUGAGAAGGACAGAAACAUACUACAAAACAAUGAGACAAAAGUUCUUAAAGAUGUUACAUUUGAAAAGAAAAGAGUGGAAAAAAUUCUAAAUGUGACUACUUUCACUGAAAAGGACACCAAGCACCACAAGAGCAAUAGUACACUUAUUAAAGCAGGAUCAUCACCCAAGGGGAAGGUUGACAAUGUACAUGUAAAAAAAUCCAAUGAGAAAGGCACAAAGUUUCUACAAGGUGAUGAGACAACAAUUCAACAAACGGAAGUGAAAGAUGUAAAUGCAACUACCACCAGUGAAAAAGACGAGAGUUUGCACCACAGUCUCAAAGAAGAUGCAUCCAAAAAAAAACAAGUAAACAUUGAUUUGAAAAACAUCACAAUUUCUAAAAUUCAUGUUAACAGGACAACAAAAUUGAAAGACAUCGGACCAGUUGAGGUUCACAACAUAACUGCUACUGGGUUUGUUAUCACAUGGAAACCUCAAGGAUCAUUCAAGAAUUUCACAAUAACAAGGAGGGAGGUUUGGUCAGGAAGAAGCUAUGAGGAGGAUGCAGAGGAAGCUGAGAAAAACCAAGGUGGUGAGAUAAAAGCAGAUGAGGUAUAUAGUUCAAACGGAACUUCAACUAAAGUCUAUAGUGGAAAAGCUGACGCAGGGAGUGAUGUGAAGGUCUCACAGAUUCUUGCUGGAAGUGCUCGCUCCCAUCAUUUCAAGAAUCUUCGCCCACAGAGGAAGUACUCUGUGUCCUUGUUCGGCACCGGGCCUCAUGAAAGAUCCAAAGUUCACCGUCUGAUUGUCUCCACAGGACCUGAACCUCCAACAGAACUGCUGUUCAGCAACAUUACGGAAACAUCUCUUACCGUGUUUUGGACCAAACCCAAAAGCAUAGUAACAGGAUUUAAAGUUACAUACACCAACUCAGCAAGCGGGGUGACGGGAUCCAUCUCUGUUGACUCACAGUUGUCCCAUGUUUUCAUUUCAAAACUCUCUGUUGGUUCCCGGUAUGAAAUAAAUGUCAGGGCAGUUAUGGGAGCUAUAGAGAGUGAAGCAACCACAGCCUCGAUUGUUACAGUACCCGACUCCCCCACCGACCUCCAGGCUGUGGAUGUCACAGACAGUAAAGCACUGUUGACAUGGAAACAUGCUCAAGCUAAAGUCGACUAUUAUAUUCUCAGUUAUGGAUCUACAAGAUCGCCUAACGUGACAGUGACAGUGAUGUUGUCUGGCACUUCUGUGGCGCACCAGCUCAGAGGUCUACACAGAUCUACCCUGUAUUCAGUAAAGAUCAUCAGUCAAAUCAACAGUCUCCAGAGUAGCUCUGUUUCCACAACCUUCACAACAAAAAGUGGAAUAAAGCUUCAAGUAGUGACACCAGGUGAAGUCACCUGGAAUUCAGCUUUGAUUUCAUGGAAGACCCCUCAUCUAUCUUUCAAAAGCUAUAGGCUAACAUACCAAGGUGGAGAAGAGAAGAAGGAAAAGGAAGUGAUCCUAAAUCCAACUGUCUCACAGUACAAGUUAACUGAUCUGGUCGCAUCUUCUUACUAUACUGUAAAAGUGGAUGGAGAAAGUGAGGGGCAAUACAUUAGUGUUGUUUCCACCUCAUUUACAACAGCACACUUGCCUUACCCACACCCAGCUGAAUGCUCCCAAGUGCAGCUGAAUGGCAUGAAGGAGUCAGGAGUGGCUGAGAUUUACCCUGAGGGUAAAGAUGGAAAGUUGGUGUCGGUCUACUGUGAUAUGGAGACUGAUGGAGGAGGCUGGACAGUAUUCCAGAGAAGAGUUGAUGGAUCUACUGAUUUCUACAGAGAAUGGAAAGAUUAUAGCAAAGGCUUUGGAGAAAUAAGUGCCAAUUUUUGGCUUGGGAAUGACAUCCUUCAUGCUCUGACUAGCAUGGAACCAAUGAGUCUACGUGUAGAUCUGCGUUUAGGAAACGACACGGCCUAUGCUCACUACUCCAACUUCUCUGUGGGGUCGGAGGGGAAUCACUAUGCUAUUGAUCUAUCUGGAUACUCAGGCACAGCUGGGGACUCUAUGAGAUACCACAAUGGUUGUCCUUUCUCAACUAAGGACAAGGGAUCCAGCACGAAUAGUACCACUUGUGCAAAUAACUACAUGGGAGGCUGGUGGUACAAGAACUGCUACAAAGCCAAUCUCAACGGUCAUUACGCAACCUUCUCGAAGGACCAGGGAGUGGUGUGGAUUGACUGGAAGGGCAAGGAUAUCUCUCUCUCAUUUACUGAGAUGAAGCUGCGUCCUGCCUCGCUGAGCCACAUGACUCAGACCACCCAAGGCUAAAACAUCAAGUGAAGAACAGCCCACGCAUGCAGAUACACUGUACAACCUUUAAAACUUUACAUUCUACACCAACACUGUACAUAACUUUAUGUAAAAUGUAUAUCUACUUAUUUGCAGUUAUUAUUCCCCAUACUAUGAUAAAGUUCUAGUAUUCUAUAAAUAUAUUAAAAGUAUACAUCCUAUGUGUCACAUUAUCUACUUUUAUAUGACUGUAUAGUAAGGACUAUGUGCUAUUAAAUCAUUCAGAGGGUUCUUUACACUGUUUUUGACUCACACCGCUACUGAAAUGAAUGCACUGUUACAUUUCUGUUGGAUGUAAAGGUUACAGACUAA